Drosophila albomicans is the source of this 2703-nucleotide messenger RNA. RefSeq names its product protein commissureless 1 (gene comm). Bases 304 to 1476 code for a protein of 390 amino acids. Lineage: Eukaryota; Metazoa; Arthropoda; Insecta; Diptera; Drosophilidae. Gene Ontology annotation, biological process: axon guidance. The transcript has 2 exons. The record is from RefSeq and is a predicted model, not a curated record.
GUCAACAACGAGCCGCCCCAGCGAACGGACGCAGUGUGCGGAGCAGCGUUCAACGUGAAAGCAAAAAAGAGAGAAAAAAAAAAAACAACACUGAAUAAGAGACGAAUCGUCUUCGUAAACGUAAUCGAAAUUCGAGUUUCGAUUUUAUUUAUAGACAAACGCUUUGUUUACGUGUCGUGACGCGUGUGCCAACUAAAACGAAACGCAAAGCAAAUAGCUAAAAACAACUUGCGAGAAGAGAUAUACUAAACAACAAAUUGUAACUGUGUUUCAAGUGAACCCAAAAAACGCAAAGACACAAACAUGUCGUUGGGCAGCACAACGGAUUACCCGCUGACUGUGGAGACUGUGGAGACAACAACAACGGUUGGAGAACUGUUUGCGGAAUUCAUUGCUGCACCGGCAAGCAGCAUGAGUCCCGCCGCCAUCGCGGAGCACAUGCAACAGAAUCAAAUCACCUUCGAGAUACCCACAGCGCACGAUCUGCGCCACAUUGAUGCACUGCAUUCGUUCAACGCUCUGCUGCAGCGCAUUGGCAACUCAGCAGCUGCCUCUGCCUCUGCCUCGGCCAGCAUUAGCACCGAACAACUCUCCAAUUCAGUAGUGCUCGAUCUGGCCGAUCUGCGAGAGAGCAACAAUGCGGAUGGGGAUAACAAUUCGACGUGGGAGCAAAUCUUUGGCGAUGCCGAUAUGCAUGCGAUUGUCAACUAUUUGUGGAUUGGUGUUGUCACCUCGUUGGUGGUGUUAUCACUGGUCUUCAUACUCUUCAGCUGUUACUUCUAUCGCAAGUUUCGUACAUGGAAAAAGUGCAACAAGGACAUACGGGCACAGAUUCAUGCGGCAAGCGAUUCCUACUCCUCGCACGGCGCCAGUCAUCACCUGAUCAGCUGCGAUGCCCGUCGAUUGUUGCAGCAGCUGCCAGCAGCCAAUGGAGCAGCAACUGGCUCGCAACUUGUGAGUCCAAUUGCAGGCGCUGCCGCAGGUGGCGGCGUUGGAGUCGGUGGAGGCAACGAGGCGGCGUUCUAUCAAAUUGAAUCGCCACCCUGCUACACAAUUGCCACAGGUCUGCCCAGCUACGAUGAGGCGUUGCAUCAUCAGCCGCGUCAUUUUGCCUACGGCAUGAAGUUUGUGUAUCCCAGUCUGGCGGCAGUGCAUCAUCAUCACCAUCAUCAUCAUAAUCAGCUUCUGCAGCAACGUGCGUGCAUUGCCAACUGGGAAAAGGACGCAGUGCAGCGGUGCAGCUCGAAUAAGCUGCAAAAGUGCAAACUGUCAGCAGCAGCAGCAACAGCAGCAGACGAUUCGUCGAGGCAGACGCAAAUUCAAAUGCAGACGGAGAGUGAGAGGCUGAGGCAAGCGGAGACUGAGGACAAAAGCUCGCCUGCUAUUUGCAUUAACAUGCCCGAUGAGAUGGAGGAGGAGCAGCAUCAGCAUCAGCAUCGAAAUGUGGUGGCCAAUGCUGCCGGCGGCAGCUGCUGACGAUGAUUGCGCCUCAUUGGUUGUUGUUGUUGCCGCGUGAUUGCCCAUCAACUGAGCUGGCCAGGGCAUCUAAAGGGGGAAACGGGAACGGGGAAUUGCGGGGGAAGGGUAUUGGGUAUAGAUUAUGGGCCAGAGAUCAUGGUUACAUGUUUAGUCACUUGUAAAUAUUGUAGUUUGCAUCCUCUGGCUGAUCCUAUAAACUAGCUUCGAUGACAGAUGAAAUGAUUUCAUGAUUUUGUUUUAGAGAUGCGGCACAAACUUUGCUGCCGGCGGCAGCUGCUGACGAUGAUUGCGCCUCAUUGGUUGUUGUUGUUGCCGCGUGAUUGCCCAUCAACUGAGCUGGCCAGGGCAUCUAAAGGGGGAAACGGGAACGGGGAAUUGCGGGGGAAGGGUAUUGGGUAUAGAUUAUGGGCCAGAGAUCAUGGUUACAUGUUUAGUCACUUGUAAAUAUUGUAGUUUGCAUCCUCUGGCUGAUCCUAUAAACUAGCUUCGAUGACAGAUGAAAUGAUUUCAUGAUUUUGUUUUAGUUAUUUGUUAUAUAUCAUGUAUUAUCCAAGACUGAGUAUUAUUUAUUGUCUAUGUAUUAAGUAAUUUAAACGAAUUGCCUAUCGUUUAAGCCUAAAUGUUAAUGAACAACAAAAUAUAAACGCUAAAAAUAUAUUCAACAAAACGACUUACAAUGAAAAUCAAAGAACAACAUUCAUUUUGUUUUAUUUUCAUAGUUUCUUUAGUUUGGUUCUUAAUUUUACGCUACAAUUUUAUUGGUUUUCUAUUGGUAAUUGCUAAUUGGAUUAGAUAUAUUCGUUCUACAUUUUUCUCAAAAUUAUUAAUGGGACUUAAAGCGUACUUACUCAUUUGUUAAAUUUUAUUUUCUUCUUUACUUAUCCCCAAGACAAGUUAGCGUAUUCGCCACAGACCUGUUUCUCCUUAAUUGAAACACAUUUAGUUAAAGGUAUUUUUGAUUUUGGUUUAAUUUUGCACCUCUUGAUCAAGCACUGUUAGUUCUUAAAGUGUUGCAGUUACUAAAACGACUUGAAAAGCAAAACAGCAAGUAGCGAAAAUAUUAUGAUGGAUUCAAGAUAAAAGAAAAAUAUCUACGAUAUCUAUGUAUAGGCCUUUAAAGGGAGAGAAACAAAAACUUCAAUCGAAAAUGCAAAAAUCCAAGCUAAGCAAAUUAACUAAAGCAAAUAAACUAAUAAAUAAAGUCAACUAUGGUAAAGAGAAAUU